This is a messenger RNA of Hevea brasiliensis (rubber tree), 1804 nucleotides long. Its product is annotated as lysine histidine transporter-like 8. The transcript has 5 exons. The record is from RefSeq and is a predicted model, not a curated record. The coding region runs from base 129 to 1619 and encodes 496 amino acids. Lineage: Eukaryota; Viridiplantae; Streptophyta; Magnoliopsida; Malpighiales; Euphorbiaceae. Gene Ontology annotation, cellular component: plasma membrane.
CUAGUUACAGUGACCACACGAAUUGUGCUUUAAGACGUAACCGGACGAAAUUCAUUUCCAUAAAUUCGAGCCUCUCAGCACACGAAAACUAAACAAAAACGUACAAAGGCAAAAGCUUUAUGUGAAAAAUGUUUGGAAAAUACUCCAGUGAAGAGUCACCUCUGCAUAACCUGCAGAACGACACCCUCCAAAGCCCUCCUCUUCCGACGACAACGCUGCAAAUUAUCACCAUUAGUGAAGGAAUGCAAGGUUGCUUAGACUUAAAAGGUUCAGGCGAUUUUCGAAAUGAUGAGAUCAACCCACAAGACACUUGGCUUCCUAUCACUGAAUCCAGAAAUGGUAGCAUGUUCAGUUGUGUAUUCCAUUUGCUUUCCUCAGGAAUUGGAUUUCAAGCUCUGCUACUUCCUCUGGCCUUCUCUUCUCUUGGAUGGUCAUGGGGAAUCACAUGUUUAUUGCUGGCAUUUGCGUGGCAACUCUACACGAUCUGGGUUUUGGUCCACCUUCACGAGGCACUGCCCGGGCCCCGUUGCAGCAGAUAUCUUCAACUUGCCAUCGCUUCCUUUGGUCCAAAGCUAGGGAAACUGGUAGCAAUAUUCCCAGUGAUGUACCUAUCAGGUGGCACGUGCGUGAUCCUAAUAAUCACAGGGAGUAGGACCAUGAAGCUUUUCUACGAUACUGUAUGUGGCGGAGGAGCCUCAUGCGAUGCCAAGUUAUUGACUGGGGCAGAGUGGUUCUUGGUCUUCACUUGCGUUGCUAUAGUUCUGGCUCAACGUCCUAACUUGAAUUCCAUUGCUGGCUUCUCCUUCGUUGCUGCAAUCACAGCCGUUGGAUAUUAUACUCUAAUUUGGGUAUCCACCUUCUCUAAGGGCAGACCUUAUAGUGCGUCUCAUGUCCCUUUACAAAAUGGAAAAUCUGGUAUGGAUAGAGUCACUACCAUCUUCAAUGCACUUGGUAUCAUUGCCCUUUCGUUCAGAGGUCACAAUCUUGUGCUUGAGAUACAGGGAACAUUGCCUUCAAGUUCAAAACAUCCAUCAAGCAAGUCAAUGUGGAAAGGAGUGCUCAUAUCAUACCUUGUUAUAGCCCUGUGCAUGUUUCCCCUGGCAAUAGCAGGAUUUUGGGCUUAUGGAAAUAAGAUACCUACAAAAGUUGGAAAUUUGAGCAUAUUUCUGGAAUUCUACAGCCACAAUGCCUCAAAAUUUAUGAAGGGUGUAACAUACAUGUUGGUAAUAAUAAACUGCUUCACUUCAUUCCAAAUCUAUGCUAUGCCAGUCUUCGACAAUUUCGAACUCAGGUACACUAGCUUUAAGAAUAAACGAUGCUCGCGUUGGGUUCGAACAGGUUUGCGUCUCUUCUUUGGAGGUUUGGCGUAUUUGAUUGCAGUUGCUUUUCCAUUUUUGCCCAGCCUUGCAGGUGUAAUAGGGGGAAUGGCGUUACCUUUAACCUUUGCUUAUCCUUGUUUCAUGUUGAUAUCAAUCAAGAAACCCCAAAGAAGCAGUCCAAUGUGGUGUCUUAAUUUGGGGCUUGGUUGCUUAGGCUUGUUGUUGAGUUUGUUAAUAGUAAUAGCUGCAGUGUGGACCUUAGCUACUAAAGGGUUUCAUGCCAACUUCUUCAAGCCUUAAUCAAUAAAUCCUCAACCUUUUUAGUUCAUCUCCGAAGGAUUGCCUAGGAAUUGACUCAAUGGGAGGUUUUUCCUUUUUUUUUUUUUUUUUUUUGUACAUUAUAGACUUUGUAAAAGGAAGAUAUUUGAAUUCCUAACUUUACUAUGAGAUCUUGUAAUAAUAAAUGAGUAUGUGUUUCAAUGGUA